Messenger RNA from Didymosphaeria variabile, 234 nucleotides. RefSeq lists its product as uncharacterized. Gene Ontology annotation, cellular component: mitochondrial intermembrane space. The coding region runs from base 1 to 234 and encodes 77 amino acids. The record is from RefSeq and is a predicted model, not a curated record. Gene Ontology annotation, biological process: mitochondrial respiratory chain complex IV assembly. The transcript has 4 exons. NCBI's taxonomy places the organism in Eukaryota, Fungi, Ascomycota, Dothideomycetes, Pleosporales, Didymosphaeriaceae.
AUGUCGAACGACGCAACGCGAACGGAUGCUUCUACCAAGGUGCAGGACGAUGACGAGCCGGACGAAUGGGACAAGCGGAUAUUCAGCACGGGAUGCGCAGACGAGAACAUGAAGUUGACCGAUUGUUACUAUGAGAAGAAAGAUUGGCGCUUGUGCAAGAAAGAGAUGGAAAUAUUCCGCGCGUGCUGGAAGAAGCAUGGCAACGACAAGCGAACUGCUUCCAAAGACGUGUGA